Messenger RNA from Anisakis simplex (herring worm), 267 nucleotides. The record is from the annotation of a GenBank genome assembly. Lineage: Eukaryota; Metazoa; Nematoda; Chromadorea; Rhabditida; Anisakidae.
AUGCGAAUUCUCACCGAUGAGCUGCUUGUUGAGACGUCGACGAUCUCGAGCAGUCGCCACCGACUACCUGAUCUCCACUGCAGCCGAUGGCAUGCCACUGCAGCAGCAGCAGCAACCACCACUUUACAGACUACAUCCUGUACUGUCCUAGAUCCUCCUGUAUCCUGUGACGUGAAAUCCACUAAGCCCUCAGCCAUCAUCUAUAAAGAGCGAGCGAGAGAUCUGCUGCUGCUUCUAACGAGCCUCCAGACGUCCUCAUCAUUCUAG